Messenger RNA from Stylophora pistillata, 1230 nucleotides. Its product is annotated as prohibitin 1. The record is from RefSeq and is a predicted model, not a curated record. Gene Ontology annotation, cellular component: membrane; mitochondrion. Lineage: Eukaryota; Metazoa; Cnidaria; Anthozoa; Scleractinia; Pocilloporidae. Gene Ontology annotation, biological process: mitochondrion organization.
AUUCACGUGGUUCUUGAACAAAAUGGCUGCAUCUUUCCUCAACAGGCUCGGAUUUUUGGGUUUGGGUAUCGCUUGUGUUGGUGGGGUUGUUAACACAGCCCUUUUCAACGUUGAAGGAGGCCACCGAGCUGUAUUAUUUGAUCGAUUUCAAGGAGUCAAACCUGAGGUAACUGGUGAAGGAACUCAUUUCCUCAUUCCUUGGGUGCAGAAACCAAUCAUAUUUGACAUCCGUAGUCGACCUAGAAAUGUUGCUGUGACAACAGGAAGUAAAGAUUUACAGAAUGUCAAUAUCACUCUGAGAAUUCUGUUUCGACCUCAGCCCCAUAUUUUGCCCAAGUUGUACAUGAACCUUGGAGAGGACUAUGAUGAGCGUGUUCUUCCUUCCAUCAUUAAUGAAGUGCUUAAGGCUGUGGUGGCCCAGUUUGAUGCUGGAGAGCUCAUAACACAGAGAGAAUUGGUUUCACAAAAAGUGCAGGAGUUACUGACAGAGCGUGCAACGAGCUUUGGACUUAUCUUAGAUGAUAUAUCUUUGACACAUUUGACUUUUGGCAGCGAAUUUACACAAGCUGUGGAAAUGAAACAAGUUGCUCAGCAAGAAGCAGAACGUGCCAGAUUUUUGGUGGAGAAGGCGGAGCAACACAAGCAAGCAACGGUGAUCAGGGCUGAAGGAGACGCUAAAGGAGCAGAGCUUCUCGCAGACGCCUUUAAAGAGGCUGGCGAAGGGCUUGUUGUGCUCAGGAAAAUGGAAGCCGCUGAAGAUAUUGCAGAUAAAUUAUCUCGUUCAAGAAAUGUUGCGUACCUUCCUCAUGGACAGAAUAUGCUGUUGAAUCUGCCUGUGGGUCGUCAGUAAGGAUAUGGUUAGAAAAAAUGAAUAGGCGGAAAACAAGACUGUAGUUAAGACUUCAACAAAUAAGAAAUUACAUUGUUCGGAUAAAGUGUGACUUGCCUUUGAGUUCGUAUUUCAGACUUUCAAGCUUUAAAAGGAGUGCCGCCAAAAAGCAGGAAAAAGGUACGAUGAAAUUCAACAGAUCCUAGCGUUCGUUUUCUUGGGUGAAAACUGGGGUGUUUACUUCCUAUCAGAGUGUUUCGCUAUCAGCUUUCACACUUGGAUUUCAAAGUUUUUUUGCGGGAUCGAGUCCACCCUUUAAAUUAUCUGUGAGCGAGGGUAAAAUGUGACAUUGCACAAUUUACAAUAAAUCUUCUGAUCAAAAAUAUACCCGCUUCUUUCAA